AUGUCGCGGGGUAAUACGCCAUCGCAACACAAUUCAACUCUGGCCAUUUCUCCAUUGGUUGGAAAUAGGACAUUACAGAUGCAGCAAGGCCAACAGCAGAGAAAUAACACGCACAACCAGGGCAAUCGACAGUGGAGCGGAGCGCAAAGGGUUACGCAAACGCCACAUCAAUCGGUAACGUACAGUCCUCUAGUACAGAAAAUACAAAACAAUGCGUCGCUGGCGACUCCAGCCCCCAUACAGGACCACGGUGGAUCAACAGCUGGGCUGUUGGCUUCGAUGACCAAAAACGGUCUAUUUGGGCCCACGAUGCCUUCGACGCUCCGUAAGGUCAGCGUGGUAACAGACCUGAAUAGGCCUCCUCAAAGUGUCUUAGACGGCGCCGGCUCCGAAGAGACGCUUGAUGCGAAUCGGAUCAUACACUCUAUUGACAUUGCACAACUGCCAGCUGCAGAAAAAUUGCGAUUAUGGCGGCAUGACUCGCUUAUGCAGCACCAAUAUCGCACCGCGGAGUACAUAGGCGACAAAGUUUACUCCAUGACUGGCGACCCUAACGAUGCAUUUUGGCUGGCCCAAGUAUACUACAAUAGCGGGUCGUACAUCCGAGCAGUGGAACUCUUGUCACGCAACAACCUCGACACUUCCAGCGUGAUGUGCCGAUAUCUCACGGCUUUGUGUUUGAUUCAGCUUAAGAAGUACGAAGAUGCUCUUGAUAUCGUGGGCGAAACAAACCCAUUUCAAGACCCACUGGGCAACCAUGUCAAAAACCAAGACGGCGGGAUUAAGCUAGAGUCUUCGAUGUGUUACCUACGGGGCAAGAUUUUUGCUGCGUUGAACAACUUUGAGAAAGCCAAAGAAUCUUUGAAAGAGGCGCUUCAGGUGGAUGUCAAAAAUUUCGAAGCCUUCGAUGAGUUGAUCUCCAAAAACUUACUUACACCCAAUGAAGAAUGGACUUUUAUUGCAUCUCUGGAUUUUUCGGACCUAGACGACAAUGAAGAAUUGAUUAGAUCCUUGUACAUCUCCAGGCUAUCCAAAUAUCUCAACCUGGAUCAAGUCCGCAAAGCUCAGGACUUUUUGAUUGACGAAUACAAACUCAGCAAUAACACUGAUAUUAUCCACAGUAAUGUGGAUACCCUUUUCACGCAAUGUAAGUUUUCCGAUUGUCUCAAAUUAUGCGAGGAAGCGCUUGAACAGGACGAAUUUAACUUUUCAAUCUUACCAACUUACAUCUCUUGCCUGUAUGAGUUGGGAGGUAAAAACAAACUAUUUUUAAUAUCGCAUAAAUUAGCGGAGAAUUUCCCUAAACAUCCCAUAACCUGGUUCGGUGUGGGUGCGUACUAUAUGUGCACUAACAAGAUCUCCGAGGCAAGAAAGUAUUUCUCUAAAGCUUCAAUACUUGACCCGACCUUCAGUCAGGCUUGGAUCGGGUUCGCGCACACUUAUGCGGUGGAAGGAGAGCACGAACAAGCCGUUUCUGCAUAUUCAACCGCUUCAAGGUUUUUUCCUGGGACACAUCUGCCGAACUUGUUUUUGGGUAUGCAGUAUUUACUCAUGGGUACGCUCCCGCUCGCAGAAGAGUACUUCAUUUUGGCCUAUGACGUUUGUCCUUAUGAUCCAUUGCUGUUGAAUGAGAUGGGAGUUUUGUACUUUAAAAAAAAUGACUUCGUCAAAGCAAAGAAGUAUUUGAAGAAGGCUUGGGAAGCUAUCAAGGCUCUGGAUUCAGAAUCAAAGUCUUGGGUCUCGAUUCACACGAAUCUGGCACAUUCCUAUCGUAAAUUAGGUGAAAAUGAGAGGGCCGUGAAAUGUUUCAAGCUUGUUUUAGAGACUGCUGGAAAAGACACGGACACUCUAUGUGCUCUUGGUUAUGUUUAUCUCAGGAUGAAUCGCAUAGGCAAGGCUAUUGACUCUCUGCACGGAUCGCUUGCCUUGUGCCCCUCUAAUCAAACAGCCCAAGACCUUUUGAAACAAGCUCUAGAUGUUAAUUUGUCUACAGUUUUAGACGAAAGUCACCCACUUGUCGUCAGCUCUAAAAUUCAAGAACAAAGCUCGAGGCUUGUCUCUCGUAAGAGGGCCGCCAAUAAAUUAGACGUUCACGCUAUGGCAAAGAGGCUCAAACAUGGGCAGGACUCAUCAGAUGACGAAGGCGAAGAAGGCGAUUCAAUGGAACUAGAGUGA
Molecule: messenger RNA, 2175 nt
Organism: Lachancea nothofagi CBS 11611
Lineage: Eukaryota; Fungi; Ascomycota; Saccharomycetes; Saccharomycetales; Saccharomycetaceae
Source: the annotation of a GenBank genome assembly